This is a messenger RNA of Arvicanthis niloticus (Nile rat), 495 nucleotides long. The record is from RefSeq and is a predicted model, not a curated record. NCBI's taxonomy places the organism in Eukaryota, Metazoa, Chordata, Mammalia, Rodentia, Muridae.
GCAGCUUUGGUACUCUGCACAUGGAAGGAGACAAGGCCUUCGUUGAAUUCUUGACUGAUGAAAUUAAGGAAGAAAAAAAGAUCCAGAAGCAUAAGUCCCUUCCCAAGAUGUCUGGAGAUUGGGAGCUGGAAGUGAACGGCACAGAGGCUAAAUUAUUGCGCAAAGUUGCUAGAGAAAAGAUCACUGUCACUUUCGACAUUAACAACAGCAACCCUCCAACAUUUGAUGGUGAGGAGGAGCCCUCACAAGGGCAGAAGGCCGAAGAACAGGAGCCGGAACUGACAUCAACUCCUAAUUUUGUGGUUGACGUUACAAAGAUUGAUGGCAAGAAGACCCUUGUACUGGACUGUCACUAUCCUGAGGAUGAGAUCGGACACGAAGAUGAGGCCGAGAGUGAUAUUUUCUCUAUCAAGGAAGUUAGCUUUCAGGCCACUGGUGACUCUGAGUAGAGGGAUACAAACUAUACACUCAACACAGAUUUCCUGGACUGGGCCU